UCGCAUGUAUUUUUCAUCCCGAUAGAUUCCAUCAGCGCUCCGCGUCCACCGCCUCAGUCCGGCCCCGGGUACCAGUCUGAUGUGGCAUCACCAGGUCUGAUUAACCACAGAUCGGACUAAACCGGGCAUCCCAGCCUGCACGCGUUUUAAUCUCUUUUUUGGCUGUUUUCUGUACCUGAUCUGUUUGGGACUGAAGCUGGGUGGUGUCAGACUGAACUACCAUGAUUGAGAGACCUGACUCCAGUGUUGCGCAGAGGAAUCUGGAGGGGUACGUGGGUUUCGCCAACCUGCCCAACCAGGUGUACCGCAAAUCAGUCAAGAGGGGCUUCGAGUUCACGCUCAUGGUCGUGGGUGAAUCUGGAUUGGGUAAAUCGACGCUCAUCAACUCGCUCUUCCUGACAGAUCUUUACUCCAAAGAUUAUCCCGGUCCGUCCCAGAGGAUCAAAAAGACUGUACAGGUGGAGCAGUCUAAAGUGCUGAUAAAGGAGGGCGGGGUGCAGCUCACGCUCACCAUCGUGGACACGCCCGGAUUCGGAGACGCCGUCGACAACAGCAACUGUUGGCAGCCGGUAAUAAACUACAUCGACAGUAAAUGUGAGGACUUCCUGAACGCCGAGUCACGCGUCAACCGACGACAAAUGCCCGAUAACCGAGUGCACUGCUGCCUGUACUUCAUCGCCCCCUCUGGUCACGGUUUGAAGCCUCUGGAUAUCGAGUUUAUGAAGCGUCUGCACGACAAAGUCAACGUCAUCCCGCUCAUCGCCAAGGCCGACACCCUCACGCCGGAGGAGUGCCAGCAGUUCAAGAAACAGAUCAUGAAAGAGAUCCAGGAGCACAAGAUCAAGAUUUACGAGUUUCCGGAUACAGAGGAGGACGAGGACAACAAAAUAAUCCGCAAGAUAAAGGAGCGGAUGCCUCUGGCCGUGGUGGGCAGUAACGUGGUGGUCGAAGUGAACGGCAGGAAAGUCAGAGGGCGUCAGUACCCCUGGGGUGUCGCAGAAGUGGAGAACGGAGAGCACUGUGACUUCACAGUUUUGAGGAACAUGCUCAUCAGGACUCACAUGCAGGAUCUGAAGGACGUGACCAACAACGUCCACUAUGAGAACUACCGCAGCAGGAAGCUCGCCGCCGUCACCUGCAACGGAGUGGACGCUAACAAGAGCAAAGGCCAGCUGACCAAGAGUCCCCUGGCUCAGAUGGAGGAGGAGCGACGGGAGCACGUGAUGAAGAUGAAGAAGAUGGAGAGUGAGAUGGAGCAGGUGUUUGAGAUGAAGGUUAAGGAGAAGAAACAGAAGCUGAAGGACUCGGAGGCGGAGUUGGAGAGGAGGCACGAGCAGAUGAAGAAGAACCUGGAGGUGCAGUACAAGGAGCUGGAGUUGAAGAGGAGGCAGUUCGAGGAGGAAAAGGCAAACUGGGAGGCUCAGCAACGCCUGCUGGAACAGCAGAAACUCGACGCCUCCAAGACGAUGGAAAAGAACAAGAAAAAAGGGAAAAUCUUUUAACCAGCCUCAGCACCACAGUGUUUCUAACAUUUGAUUCCUGCAUGUUUAUGGCCUCCAGGUUACACACACACACACACACACACACACACACACACCAUUACGACUCAUGAGUGCGCCCACAUUAUAUAAUAACAUUCCAGAAAGAUUCAGACUUUGUACACGAAUGAAUGAAUGAAUGAAUGAAUGAAUGAAUGAAUGAAUGAAUCUGAGAUGCGUCCUGCACUCCGCCCCUCCUUUAUACAGCGUAUUCUGCCCCCUUGUGGACACUGAUUGUUUUUGCCCCCAAAUCUGAGUGCAAACGAUGUUAAUGACGAGGAUUUUAAUAAACAGGCCACUAAUGGCCAAAAACAAA
Molecule: messenger RNA, 1854 nt
Organism: Trichomycterus rosablanca
Lineage: Eukaryota; Metazoa; Chordata; Actinopteri; Siluriformes; Trichomycteridae
Gene: septin15
Product: septin 15
Exons: 13
Coding region: 222-1502 (426 amino acids)
Biological process (GO): cilium assembly; intracellular protein localization; cytoskeleton-dependent cytokinesis
Cellular component (GO): septin ring; septin complex; cell division site
Molecular function (GO): molecular adaptor activity; GTP binding; GTPase activity
Source: RefSeq, a predicted model, not a curated record